GACCAACUGACAGGCACACAGAGUGCUCUUUCAAACCUCUUCACCAUAUUCUGUAUUACUACCUAGACAGGCUGACAGUUUCUUAGUUCAGGGAGUUUGUUUUUAUUUUUAUAUAGCCAAGUGGUUGAUUGUUGGUGGUUUUCCUUCUUAUUGUGACUUCUGUCUUCCUCUCAUUCACUUGGAUCUUCCGUGUUUUCUAAACUUGGAUUAUUCUCUUUGUUUUUCCUGCUCAUCCCCAUUUUCUCUGAGCAUUCCAUCCUCUAACUUUUACACUUUUUCCCUUACCAUCUCCCCAUCGUUCCAUCACUCCUGGUUGAUCUUGGGCUAUGCACCAUGCUCUCUUCUCCUACUGUGAUUCUUCAACCUUACGGACUGCCCGUCUAUCCCCAGGGUUACCCCAGCCUAGUACAGGGAGGCCCUGCCCAGGAGGCCGGGCCCGGCAGUGGUGACCCCGCCCUCCCCCCGGUCUACGCACAGCCUCCUUCAUACCUUCCACCAGGACAAGCUCCACCCACACCUGCAGGCAGACUUCCUUCUCUAGACUUUACUACUGCCCAGCCCAACCCAGAGUACCCAGAGCACCACCAGAUCAGAGUUUAUCAGGGCCCCCAACACCAAGGGGCUGAUACUCUGGCAUCCAAUAGCACGGAUGAUGCCCUCGUUCCAGUGACCUCUGACUCCCAGUCUCUGAGUGUAUCCGUGUCAUCAGGAGGUGGACCAGGAAGUGGUAGUGAGGAGGAGGGGUCAGGCAAGGCCCAGCCAAAGCGUCUCCAUGUUUCCAACAUCCCGUUCCGCUUCAGAGACCCGGACCUCAGACAGAUGUUUGGGCAAUUUGGCAAGAUCCUAGAUGUGGAGAUCAUCUUCAAUGAGAGAGGGUCAAAGGGCUUUGGGUUUGUGACCUUUGAGAGUGCGAUGGAGGCAGACAGAGCAAGGGAAAAACUGAACGGCACAAUCGUUGAGGGGAGAAAGAUUGAGGUGAACAACGCUACUGCCAGAGUAGUCACCAAGAAGCCCCAGACAGCUCUUGUGAAUGGUGAGGUUUCAACCUCUGGAUGGAAGAUCAACCCUGUCAUGGGAGCAAUGUAUGCCCCUGAACUCUACACCGGUGAGUUUCAAUGUGAGUUUUCAGUUGCCAGUUUCCCCUACCCCGUAGCCACACCCACCCUGGCCUAUCGGGGCUCACCGCUGCGUGGGCGGGGCCGGGCUGUCUACAAUACAAUUCGCUCAGCUGCCGCAGCCGCACCCACUGCAAUGCCUGCCUACCCUGGAUUGUCUCCUUUUAGCGUGGUGUACCAAGAUGGAUUAUAUGGAGCUGAAGUCUAUGGUGGCUAUCCUGCAGCAUACAGAGUUGCACCAUCAGCGUCAGCUGCCACAGCAACAUACAGUGACGGAUACGGCCGAGUUUACGCUGCUGCGACAGAUCCCUACCACCAUUCAGUGGGACCCACGACAACGUACGGAGUCGGAACAAUGGCCAGUUUGUACAGAGGAGGGUACAACCGCUUCACCCCUUACUGAGCUGCCCAGUGUGAGCCUGGAUGUGAUUCUGUGAGUGUCCAGUCCAAGGACAACUAUGCAGGACAGGGUCAGGACGUUACCGAACUCUGGAGAUUGUAUCAGCUCCUGACCUUUUCCUACCCUGGGAGUCUUUCAUACCCAACAGACUGAACCUGUAAAUACUGUCGGAGCCAUUUACUAUUUAUUCUUAUUAGAACAGAGUUUGAUCUAAUUACAGAAAAAUAUUUAAAGACUUUUAUUUUACACUUUAUUUGUGUUUUGUGACACAUUUGUUCCAGGGUUGAAGAAUUAAGAUGUCUUCCAUUCUACCUGUACCCUAUAAAGAUAAGACACUCUUUCACUAUUGUAAGAGACAGUUGAAUAUGGUAUGUAAAAUGUUUUGUUUCAAAAUGCCGAUAACCAUAAUGCAGUCAUGGUCUCUAGAUGCUGACCUAGAGUCAAAUUGUAGAAUAUAAUUACAUUUUAUACAGUGAAAUGAAUUAUUUUUGAUGACACUGGUUUUGCCAAUGGUGUAGCGCACUGUUUGAUGAAGUUGAAGUGUGUGUGCUUGUGUGUGAGGACCUGUAUGUGUGUGAGUUUGUGGGAGUAUAUGACAUCCAUACCCAAUUCACAAAGCACAAGCUUUGAGAGACAGCAAUGGCACUGGUACUUUUAAGGUGCAAAGUCCUAUUUUCUUUAAUUGCUUCUAGAGACAUGCAAACAUACUUUGCAUAACAAUGUCUGUUUUUGAUUUUCCUAACAAUCUACCUCUGAUUCUGAAAAUGUUCCCUUGUCAAAAGAACAUUUAUGAGCCAUUUGUUGUCAACAAAUGAACUGUAACAAAAUAUUUGUCUUUUUAGUGGUUGAGCUUCUUUUUUCUCUGUUAUAUACUCAAUGUUAAAUAUGACCUUUUAACCAAACGUCCCUAAACCAAUCUAUGACUUUUCUUCGGCAACCUCAUGCUGGCUUUAAAUCACCUAACAAUCCUCUGUAACUACUAUUGGGCUUUCACUGAUUUCCUCUAUCCUGCCAAACACAAUUAUGUUGUGCCCAGUUUCCUCUUCCUGUUCUAUUGCUUGCAUUUCUCAAUUUUGUUUGAAUGUCUGGGUUCUGUCCAUAGAAUUGGAACAACGGUAGAACCACUCUCUACCCUAAAUUCAAUAUUGUAGCUUUGCUGUUUCCUUCUAACUUUCCUCUUCUCAUUUUCUAUAACUCUCUUCUGUCCUGCUCAAACUGAGAUUUUCACUGUUUCUUCUAUGCUUUGAAACCUUUUAUGUUUAUGCAACCAUUUCUAGUUUAGAACCUCUGUUCUGUACGGAUGGAAUCAGGACAACUUCAUAUUUUAGUUCAUCUCAGAUGUUGUGUGGUUUUAGUGGGCCUGCAGUGAAGCAACAUCUGCUUUGCUUUACUGUGUUGUCUUUGUGCUGAAUUUCUCUCUGUGCUGGAGUUAAUUUUUCCUUUUCUUUCUUGCUUUGUUUUCCUCUUCAAAGCGGAAACAUACUUAUUUUUCUGUGUUUCUUCUUGGUUUUCUCACUUUUCAAAGUGUCUAUGAAAUAAUAAUUAGGGUUAAAAAAAACAUAUACUUCAUUUAAAACAGUGUGAUACCUAUAUCAGAGAAUUUUAACACCACAUUUAAUUAAUCCUAUCCUAAAGUUAAAAAAGAUCAUGCACUUUGCAUUUAUGGCCAUCUAUUUAAAGUAGCUUCUUUGCAUUUGUAGCUUAUUUGUAGUCAAUCUGUAAUUUCUCUCUCUCUAUUUCUCUUUAAUCAACUUUUUUAUAUUUUAUGCAUGACCAUCAUAUCUUCAUUCUAUCUUGUCUUCACCUUUUCUGUCACUUUGCCUGACACUAUCGUCUUAAUUUUUUUCUCUGAUUUGGCUCUUUCAUUGUCUUCACUUCUCGAUUAUCUCUCCUAUCUUGUAUUUCUAUAUAUGUACAGUUCCUAUUUUUCUUUUACUAUUUUAACUUUUCGUCUUCUGCUGUCCACUUCUUUUGAUCUUUAUUUUCGUUGUAUCCUGUAUAAACAUCAUAUACAUAAAAUCUAUUAGUACUGAAUUACAGAGGUACAUUUACUUUUGUUGUGUUUGAUAUUUUAUUUCAAAACUCACAAAAAAAAAUUGUAAGGUGUAAUCAGGUUUAUGUCUGGAAAUAUUUGUAAGAAAAAAGAUUUAGCUUGCUUAUGUAUUUAACCCAACACAUAAAUAUUUGGUCGAGCCACAUAGGCUGCUAGUUUUUUGGGGCAAAUAUUUUGCCAGCGUGGAGUGUUUCUGGCUCAGCAACAAAUUUGUUCCAGGUUAUUCAGGUUGUUCAGAUGACACUUGUGGACAACGAUUUUCAAAUAGUGCCACAGAUUCUUAAUGACAUUGAGAUCAGGGCUUUGACUGGAGAAAGUUGUCUACAAAUGUUUCCCCGUAUUAAGCUACCAUUAUACCUUCAAUUUUAAUGAAAUGCCCAGGCCCUGCUGAUGAAAGGCACCACCGUAAUCUACUGUAGUGAGACUGUGUCUUGAGGGUGGUUAGUGUUGGGUUUGCGGCACACAUAGUGUGUAAUGUACAUACACUGUUUGACAAAAAAUCUAAGUAAUCAGAGUCAUGUGGUCACUAAACAUUUCUUUUUCUAAAUCUUUCCCACGGUGCAGCUGGGUCACACUCAUGCUUUCUGGCAAAUUUUCCAGAUGUACUGUCAACUAGUACUUUUUGAGUGACAGAAUAUUUUUUGCCACCCUCCAAUACAGGCCAGUGUUAUACGGGACUCUGGUUAACUGUUGCACCGUAACUGGACUCCAAACCACUGAACUCAGUUUCUCAGACAAAGGGAUUGUUAGUCUUUCACACCACAAGGGUUGAAUAUUUAAGGACCUUGCAAUAAUUAGUGUUUUGAAGUAAAACGUCAAACAGAAUUUCAAUUGAUUUUAUUUCUCCAUUUCCUCCUCUUUAAGCUUUCUUUUAUUUAAACUUUAAUUUUAUCUGUAAUUGUGUGCUUUUUCUUUCUUCAUUCCACUGCUCUGAAUAGUUUCCUGUUUUCAUCUGUCCUCUAAAAAACAUCAGUUAUGUUCUAGUUCUUAUAUCUCUAUCCUCUCCUUUUUCUUUUCAUGUUUUAUGCCCAUUGCCUUCCUGUCACAACUUCCUCUAUCUGUAGUCUCUUCUUUGUAAUUCUUUUUCAAGUCUGUCACAUUAUUUAGGAUGCUUUUCAUAUUGCCAAGUAAAAAAAAUAGAACUUUUCUCCAUCUGUAAUAUAAAAUGUUUUCGUUAGUAAUCUUGUAGAAGUGCUUUCCCACCCAUGUGUAGUUCUGUUAUACAUGCUGACUAGGAUUUAUAUUCUUAUUCCGUCAUCUAUAGCUUAUUGCCUUUCUCACCUGAUAACUUUUCAACUAAUCCAUCGCCUUACACGUGUUCCUGGUUCUUUGCAUGCCUUUUCCAAUUGCUCUCCAGUCAGCUUGAGGUGUUCUUUACUCCUGCAGCCCAUAAAAUGUCCCUUAAAAUUCUUACUUUCUUGUGUUACGUUCAAUACCCUGCUUCUUGUCAAGUGCCAAACUGCAUCAGGUUAACACAGUGAAAGGCAGGACGUUGAUGGAUGAGAUGCUUACAAAAUUACUGUUUAUCGCUGAAGUACUUGUCAUUGCUGUCUCUCUGUUGUUUGUUUCAGUUCUGGUCAUUGAGUCCUUUAAAUAAAUGCCCAUUUGUCAA
Messenger RNA from Esox lucius (northern pike), 5180 nucleotides. It is a transcript of the gene rbfox1l, whose product is annotated as RNA binding fox-1 homolog 1, like. The coding region runs from base 334 to 1518 and encodes 394 amino acids. Gene Ontology annotation, molecular function: mRNA binding. Gene Ontology annotation, biological process: regulation of alternative mRNA splicing, via spliceosome; nervous system development. The record is from RefSeq and is a predicted model, not a curated record. The transcript is spliced from 12 exons. Gene Ontology annotation, cellular component: cytoplasm; nucleus. NCBI's taxonomy places the organism in Eukaryota, Metazoa, Chordata, Actinopteri, Esociformes, Esocidae.